CACUGUACUGUGUGUACUGUAACACACAGAGGGCCUGUUCUGUGUGUACUGUUACACACUGUACUGUGUGUACCUUUAGUUUGUCUAUUUAUAAAUCGUUCGUUGGGGUAGUACAAGCUGUUUGUCGAUUAUUGAUAAAACCAAGGGAAUAUUAAAGUAUAGAUUUAUCUAUUUGACCUAGUGUUACACGGAAGUUUAAACUUUUACAAAAUGGCGACCAAGGGGAGUACAACAGAUGCGUCGGAUGAAUUGUUUGACUUUAUAUGUUCUCCAUGCAACAAGAAAGACAGGAAUAGCGAGGCCGUGAAGUACUGUGUGGACUGUCAGGAGUAUCUCUGUGUACCUUGUGUUGAAAGUCACAAUAGUUUUUCUGUCCUAGCUGGACAUAUCUUAGUUGAAAGGUCAAAGUUUGGAAAUGCAAGUAGAACAGACAAAAAGGACUUACCGUCGGUGCCGACUGAAAGAUGCAAAGUUCACUCAUUGAAGCUCGUGGACAUGUACUGUGCUGAUCAUGACACGGUUGGAUGCCAUGUCUGCUUUACGAUCUGUCAUAAGCCAUGUCGAGAUAUCCACUACAUUCCCGAAUAUGUUGAAACGACUAAACAGACGGAAAAUACCCGGAAGAUAAAUGAUGAAAUGGACAAAGCAAUUUCCGAGAUGGAUAACUUGAUGAAAAAGAAACAGAAGGAUAUUAAAGAUAACAGGAAAACAAAAGCUACCUUUUUGCAAGAAAUCAAAGCAUUUAGGAAAGAAAUCAACGAAGCUUUAGAUCGACUGGAACAUGCUUCUGUCGCUGAAGUAGAAGGGAAUUGCGGUAAACAGGAUCAAGAAUUUCGAGAAGAAUUGAAGAAUAUACAGAAUACUAUUGACAAACUUACUACAUGUAAAGCUGAAAUAGUAUCAUCACAGAGGAACCCUUCGCAACAGUUUGUUAAUAUGAAGAUAUCCGAGAAUAUAAUAUCAGAUAUUAAAAAGGCCGGAUUACCAUCGACAGAUAAACCGAAAGGUAGUCUAUCGUUCGAAAGAAAUUCAAAGAUACUGCAUUUCCUUCAAAAUCAUGAGUCACUUGCAAAGAAACCAGUUCCAAUGAAGCGCGGGCUUCACGAAGUUCAAAGAAAGCAAAGCUACAAUGUAAAGUUGAAUGACGACGUCAGUACCUGUAAUAUCUGGUCUUCUUGUGUACUUGACUCAGGCGAUAUUUUGUUAGCAGACUGUAGAAACAAGAAAAUAAAACUGUUUGACUGUGAAACUUAUAAAGUACGAAAUUCAGUAAAGAUGUCUGCCGCGCCUCGAUCUGUGUGCAAUAUUAGUCGUGCGGAAGCCGCUGUAAGUCUUUCAAACAAAACAGUACAGUUUUUGUCUACCAAGAAUGAGCUUGUGCCUACACGCUCCCUGAAGUUCGAUCAUGAUUGUCGAGGUAUUGCUGUCAUGGAUGGUCAACUUGUGAUUUCUGAAAAUGAUAACAAAGCCUAUUUCUAUACAAUGAAUGGAAGUCGUCUAAAUAUCAUACAGAAAGACACAACCGGAAAUUAUAUAUUUACUCAUAUCCGUGAGAUUUUCGUGAGUGACGACGGUAAAAUGAUACACGUGGUUGAUAGUGAUAGAGGUAUGGUUACUGUAGAUAGAGACGGUAAUGUGAUCUGGAGAUAUUCCGGUCAAGAGCUGAAGAGCGCCUGGGGAGUAUGUACAGAUGGAAACUGUAACGUGUUUGUGAGUGGUGAGUCUUCGAAAAAUGUUGUACAACUAGGACCUGAUGGGAAGUUACUUGGAGAAGUUGUCACUAAAGCGCAUGGUUUAGAAUGUCCACAGACUGUAUGCUUUGAUGCGAAAAGAUGCAAGCUGUUUGUAUCAGAUGGAAACGAGCUGCAAGUGUUUCACGUUCAAUAGACAAUAUUCUGAUUUAUGCAAAUAAGAACUAACAUUAUUAUUAUUAUUAUUAUUAUUAUUAUUAUUAUUACACCAGAUUUAUAUAGCGCCCUUUUCAUGAUAAACACGUUCAAAGGCGCUUUACAUAUAGCAUACGCAGCCACACAGGGCGCGAAAUUCAUCCUCUACUAGCAAGCCCCCAGAAGAGAUAGAGAGAAAUCCUUUUUAGAUACAGGCCUGUCCGGCUAACUUAGCUUAACUCUUUGCGAAUAGGCAGUCUGGUUCUUUAACGUGCUCGGUGUAUAGCACCGAUACACGCGAUACAUACAAACCUUUCGAUUUACUAAAAUAUAACUAUUUAUGUACAUAAGUUCUAUGAUUUAAUUCUAAUAUAUUGCUGAAGGUUUGGUCUUUAUUCACAGAACUGAUUCGAUUGUUUUUUAUGAGUCCAUUUUUGAACAAUUUAGGAAAUUUUUUUUUUUUGCCUGAAUCUAUAUACUGUAUAUAAGUAAGGAAAACGUGAAAAUUGGAUUUGAUAUUUGGUAUAACAUUAUAGAUAUUUUAAGUGUUCAUCCUCUUGAUCUGCUUGCAUUCUUCAAUGGAAUAUAACUCAGAUGUAUUAAAUACUGAUUUAUUUUUUUCACAAACGUCAUUUUCAGAAAACCUAAUUAAUAUAAAGAAUCUACCGAAAACUAGAUAUUGUCCAAAAAUUGAUUAAUAAGAAUUUCAUAUAACUCUUUUGCAAUAAAGAAAGCUUCACAAAAAGUCAUAUUCUAUGCAUAUGCUAACAUAUGUACUUCUGAUAAUGAUUAUACUUUGUGCUUUAGAUUUUCAGGCAAAAGUGUUAAUAUAUCUGUAAUGUGUUUACAUUGAAAGGUUAUGUAAUCUUGCCUAUAAAACUGGAAUAAAUUAUAAC
This is a messenger RNA of Mercenaria mercenaria, 2782 nucleotides long. Its product is annotated as E3 ubiquitin-protein ligase TRIM56-like. Bases 211 to 1887 code for a protein of 558 amino acids. The record is from RefSeq and is a predicted model, not a curated record. Gene Ontology annotation, biological process: positive regulation of DNA-templated transcription. The transcript is spliced from 2 exons. Gene Ontology annotation, cellular component: nucleoplasm; chromatin. NCBI's taxonomy places the organism in Eukaryota, Metazoa, Mollusca, Bivalvia, Venerida, Veneridae. Gene Ontology annotation, molecular function: ubiquitin-protein transferase activity; zinc ion binding.